AUGGCACGGAAUCUUCGCUCCACACCCCGUGCCAGGUCCAGCCAGUCUGGCCCCGCGACCCCGAUGCAUGCGACUGCGACGAUAAAUUCUUCGACUUCAUUUACCGAAUCUACCAGACCGCGGAAGCAGCGCCGGACCGGCCGACACAGCCGCGUAGCUACGGAUCCGCUGCAAGACACCAACUCCCACAACGCAUCGCAACGGGGAGAUCGCGGCUCCGGCAAGGAUGAUGACGCUGCCAGUGAUUCGCAAGCGCUUGGAGGAAACAGAGAAUGGGUCGAGCCUCCUUUGAGGACUCCGGCGCCGAGCUACGAGGACACCCCGUGGUCCCUGGUGUCCAGUGAACACAACCCAGUGCUCUCUACAAUGCGCCCGCUAGGAACCAUGCCGACGCCUGGCGACCUGCGCAAGGUUGGACUGGUCCCGACCAAGCCCAGUUUGCAGACCAUCCCUGCCAAGAAAGAGCCGCACGCUGUGCCGAACGGAGAAAAGGAGAGCGACAAACCUCCUUCAACCCCCUUGACCCCGGCAGACGAGCACAGUCAAAGUGACGCACCCUCGAAGCCCGGAUCCGACUUCAACCUCGGUGCAUUCAUGACUCUCCCGCUACCCACGUCUCCCGACGGUGAUGUUGAUGUCGCGAAGAUUCGAGCGGCCGUGGGAAACGCCAUUCACAUGGCGUCCGAGUCUGAAAACCGUGCGGUCGUGCGCGGCCUCCUCCGUCUUUGGGAGAGCUGUGGAAGUGACUCAUUCUCGCUCUCCAUCCUCAAUAACAUCUGUCAGGACUCUCCCGGUCACCGGGAGAAGGCGGUUUUCCAACUGCUGAUGCGCGACGCCUGGAAAGAAGUUCAGGCGGAAGAAGACACAGAACCCGCGACAGGUCGCGCCAGUAGUGUCUCUUCCCUGUCAUCUGCUAAAUCGCUGGACGAUCCCGUGGUGGCUCCCGGGACGACGAAUCCGCGCUCUCGCGCUAGGGGCAAACAGGCCAAGACGGCCGCGGAGAAGGCGACAGACUCGGCACCUCCAACUCGGCGUUCAGCAUUUCCUUCCGGCGACACCAUCCUUGAACGCAAACGCGCUUUGGAAGAAGACCCUGAGUUUUCUCAGGAGGCGAUCACUGCCAAACGGACCCGCCUGCAGAAGUCGCUUCCGAAUCUGGCGCCGCCCGUGAGCAAAGUCCGCUCUUCGCUGGCGACAGGAGCUCGUUCCCUUCCCGCGACGCCUCCGCCUGCCAAUGGAGCUCCCGAUGGUCUUGAUGGGACCAUGGAUCUUCUCAGAGAAAGGUCGGAGAGUGUGGCCAGCAGCGAUGCGGAGGACAACCGUCGGCUGACUCCUACCCUCGAAACUGACGAUGAGGAAGAUCAGGAGAAUAAUGACUACUGUCGCGAAUGCAACGGCAGUGGCCAGUUGCUAUGCUGCGAUGGUUGUACUGAUUCUUAUCAUUUUUCGUGUCUCAACCCGCCCCUGGAUCCCGCCAACCCCCCCGAGGGCGACUGGUACUGUCCGCGGUGUGAAAUCAAGAGACCCUCAAGAAAAAUUCGUGAUCAACUCGAAAGAGUCUCGCAAGAAGACUUUGCUCUGCCCGAACGCAUUCGCGACUACUUUGCUGGCGUGCGCACUGGCGAAGAUGGAAAAUAUGAAGAUUUCAUCCCCUUCCCCAAGAUCAAUCCGAGAAGUAUGAGAGGCACCCGGACAGGUCGUUAUGACGAUCCACACCUUCUGCGCGUCCAUGACGCCAAAGGAAAUCUCAUUUUCUGCCAUGCCUGUGGUCGUACCAGCAAUGGUAACCGACCUAUCAUUCAGUGCGAUUAUUGCCCUUGUGCGUUCCACAUGGAUUGCUGUGAUCCCCCCUUGGCUAUGCCCCCUGUCCAGCGACCAGGUAGCGACAAACCUCACCACAACUGGAUGUGCGGCAAUCACGUCUACCACGAUAUGUUUGACACCGUCGAAGACGAGGAGGGAUUUCAGUGCACGAAACGCAUCCGCCGGCCAAAACGCCCUCGCAUGGUUGACAUCGAAAUCCUCCCGACGGAGGAAGAGUCCGAGAAGAUCGAGGAGAAAGAAGACGAAGGCAUCAUGUAUCGUGUUUCAGAGAAGGGUGUACAGCUCGAUUUUAUCACGCGCAUUAAACGGGAGAACGAAGAAGUAGCGAUGAAAAAGAGGAUCGCAGAUAAGUAUUUUGAAUACAUUCGGCAGCAACACGACGAAAUGGCCGCCCAAGCACGCGCUUUUUACGCGUCUCAGAGACCCGCUACCCCGGUUGAGGACACCACCGUCGCGAUCUUGAACUCGCGGACCGUCGCCGAGCGGGAGGCUGCCUCGAACCUGAUCGCCUUUGCUCAGAACAACCAGAUCAGCGAAAAGGUCGAAAACGGCAAGAUCACGCUUCUCAUUGACCAGCUCAAGGCGAACGCCCCGAAGAAUCUGCCACCCCCUGAGACCGAAAUCGCCUCCCUGCGUACUUUGCAGGCAUUGAUUGAGCAACGCAUUCAGGUGUUGAACGCUCAGUCCACUCGAACCCCCCAACCUGCUCAAGCCAGUUCGCCGCUCCCUGAUUCCUCAGCUAUGGAACCUCGGAUUUCGGAGGUCAGAUCUGAUGAGCCUAACGGUAUCGAGGCUGAUGUACACCCUAUCGACGCAGGACCGAAAGUCCAACGGGAUGCCUAA
Messenger RNA from Aspergillus terreus NIH2624, 2667 nucleotides. Its product is annotated as putative PHD finger domain protein. Gene Ontology annotation, cellular component: Rpd3S complex. NCBI's taxonomy places the organism in Eukaryota, Fungi, Ascomycota, Eurotiomycetes, Eurotiales, Aspergillaceae. Gene Ontology annotation, biological process: regulation of transcription by RNA polymerase II. The record is from RefSeq and is a predicted model, not a curated record. Bases 1 to 2667 code for a protein of 888 amino acids. The transcript is spliced from 2 exons.